AUGAUACAGGAGUUUCGGCGGAGGAUAGGGGAACAUCUCAACGACAUCCGCAGUGGCGCGGAUACUCCCAUCGCACGUCACAUUUCCAACAAGCACGCCGUAAAUGUGGGGGCCAUUAAAUUCCAGGGCAUCGAGGAAGAAUCUCAUAACCAUGAAAUACAAGCGGCGCUUCAAAGCUUUAAAUUAAGUCAGCGUCUUGGGAUUCUCAACCCACAUGCUCAGUUAAAUGACUGUACCAGGAACUUAGAGAAACAUCUUAUAUCUUCAGAUUUUGAAGUAUCUGAUCAUGGUAUCAAACAAGAUACAUACGAAGAACAUACCGAUAUCCAAGAUAUAUCUUCAUCCAUUCACAGCAAAAAUGUAUCACUUGAUCCUUUCAAACAGGUCCAAUCUUCUGAUUCAUCACAGGCUGUAGCACACAAUAAAAGUCACAGAAGAGGUGUUAAACAUGAAACGGCUCACGUAAGAGAGAAGCCAUUUUCAUGUUCAGAAUGUGGGAAAUGUUUUAAGAAGAAAUCCGCUCUGGUUGUACAUCAGAAAAUUCACACAGACGUGAAGCCAUUUUCAUGUUCAGAAUGUGGGAAAUGUUUUAACCAGAAAUCUGCUUUUGUUACACAUCAGAGAAUUCACACAGGAGAGAAGCCAUUUUCAUGUUCAGAAUGUGGGAAAUGUUUUAACCAGAAAUCGGCUUUUGUUACACAUCAGAGAAUUCACACAGACGUGAAGCCAUUUUCAUGUUCAGAAUGUGGGAAAUGUUUUAAGCAGACAUCAAAUCUUCUUAGACAUAAGAGAAUUCACACAGGAGAGAAGCCAUUUUCAUGUUCAGAAUGUGGAAAAGGUUUUAAACAGAAAUCAGAUCUUCUUGUACAUCAGAGGAUUCACACAGGAGAAAACCCAUUUUCAUGUUCAGAAUGUGGAAAAUGUUUUAAGCAGACAUCAAAUCUUCUUAGACAUGAGAGAACUCACACAGGAGAGAAGCCAUUUUCAUGUUCAGAAUGCGGGAAAAGUUUUAACCGUAAAUCGGGUUUUGUUACACAUUGGAGAAUUCACACAGGGGAGAAGCCAUUUGCAUGUUCAGAAUGUGGAAAAUGUUUUAACCAGAAAUCAGAUCUUCUUGUACAUCAGAGAAUUCACACAGGAGAGAAGCCAUUUUCAUGUUCAGAAUGUGGAAAAUGUUUUAAGCAGACAUCAGCCCUGGUUACACAUAAAAAAACUCACAAAUAAGAGAAGACCUCUUCAUGCUUAGCUUAUUAGUGACCGCCCUUACGUGUUUUUAUGGUGGUCACUAACUGGCUUUAUUCCAAAAUAUACUCAUUUUUACAGGCAGGUAAAAUAUCACCUACCAGGGAUAGCUAAGG
Molecule: messenger RNA, 1358 nt
Organism: Bufo bufo (common toad)
Lineage: Eukaryota; Metazoa; Chordata; Amphibia; Anura; Bufonidae
Product: oocyte zinc finger protein XlCOF6.1-like
Exons: 3
Coding region: 1-1224 (407 amino acids)
Source: RefSeq, a predicted model, not a curated record